CGAAAAGCAUCGGGGUCGGGAAACAGAGAAAUCAACUUCCGUAAAUUUUUUUUGGAAAAUUCACUUUUUCAGGGUUUUUUUUUCUCUAGAUUAAAACAACGCAUGUGCUGUAUGUGAAAAUAUAGAAAACGAAAUGGCGGACGAAAGCAGACGAUCGACUGCAGCACAGUUCUUCAUGGACGAGGAAGACAAACACAAUGAGUCGAUAUCGACUUAUGAUAAGGUUGUUGAACUCAUUAAUCAGGCUUCUUUGAUGUCAAAGGAAGCCCAAAAGAUAAACAUUCUCAGACAGGUUCAAGAAUUAAUCAUUCACAAGGAUCCGACUUUGCUUGAUAAUUUCUUAGAUGAAAUGCUUGCUUUUCAAAGUGACCGGUCAGUUGAUGUGAAGAAAUAUGUGAUAACCUUCAUGGAAGAGGCUUGUAAGAAAGAUCCUGAGCUGUUAAACAAGAUACUGCCCUGUCUGCAAAUUCUUCUGCAAGAUGAUAAUGUCAAUGUCCAAAAGAAAGUCAUAUUGUCUUUACCUCAAGUUUAUAAAGUCAUAGUAAAAUGGCUAGCUAAGGCCAAAAAUGUAACAGAAGAAAAAUCUUUUGUGUGGGAGACUAUGAAAUCCCUGAAAAACAGAAUGUUUGAGCUUAUUGACUCAGAGAAUGAUGGAAUAAGAACUCAUGUCGUGAAGUUUAUGGAAGGGGUUAUUUUGACUCUGUCUCGUAAAACUCCGGAUUCAGAGAUACCAAAAUCUUCCAAGCCUGAUGCUGAGGUCACUUUGGAUCUUGUUCCAGAGGACAACAAGUAUCUAAAAGUCAAACGUUUGGAGGAGCAAGGCAAACAGAUGUUUGAAACACUUCUGCAAUUCCAAGCCUCACCUCACAUUUCCAGUAUAAACCUGAUGACAGUCAUGGGAAGUCUGACCACCAUAGCCAGACAGAGGCCGUACUUCUUCGGGAAGGUGGUGCAGUCUUUUGAGACUUUGCAGGUAAAUCUUCCGCCCACACUGGCGAAGUCUCAGGUGAGCAGUGUGCGUAAGAACAUGAAGAUGCACAUGUUGUCCCUGCUGAAACACAAGGCCUCAGUGGACUACAUCACACAGAUAACCACACUCCUGACAGACCUGGGGGCCACCAACUCGGAGGUGAUGAAGAAUAUGCCAAAGAUUGACGAGAGCAGGAAGAGGAAGCUGGAGGACUCGGGCGGUACAACAAAGAAAGCCAAAAUAGAGAGUGAGAUUGAAUUGGAUGAUGACGAUGCUGGCAUGACUCCUUUUGUGGAUCGCUCUAAAGUAAAAGCACCUGCAACCCUCAAACAGCGACAGACUGCGGUAGACAUCACCGCUGAGGACAUCAUCCCCCGCCUGACUCCACAGAAUGUGGCAGAUCUUGUCCUGAUUAGCAUGGUGAUGUUGCCAGACCAGCUUCCUCCCCAUUUCCAGGCAACCUACACCCCCAUCGCUGCUGCCGGGACAGAGGGACAGAUAAAACACAUGGGGCGCCUACUGGCCAAUCAGCUCACUGCUGCUGGAAUGGGCAAGGGCAUCGCUGAAGUCCAGCUUGAGGAGGUGUCUGAGGAGGAUGGAGGGGCGUCCCCUGAGUACCAGCCCACCUCUCCUAAACAGGUUAUACAGACAGUUGUAGGUGGCCUUACAGAAGCACUUGGGCCGUCAUCUUCAAAGGCAGCUAAUCUACCAGCAGCUCCACAAAUACGAUCUGUGAGACCUGGAAUCAAACAAUUCAAGCUGUCCACAGUGACCUCUGACCUGGACAGAGACAGGUUGGAUGAAAUGACCAUCGCCUCAGUCAAACGAAUCCUACAGGCAGAGAAAAGUGCAUCAUUAGGGAAUGCUUUGUCAGCCCGAACCAAACUCCUGACUAGCCUUGUGUCGCAGUUUGGUGGAGAAUUAAAAAACUUGCUACAAGAAUAUAUAUUUGAGGACCUGCGUAAUCGUUCUGACCUUGCCUUUGCCUGGCUGUACCAGGAGUAUGCCAACUGUCAGGGAUUCUGCGCGUCUAAUCUUCGCAAUGAGCGGACCUCACUGGCCAGCUAUGAUGAAUGCCUGACAAGGCUGUUAUCAGGCCUCCUUGAGCGAACUGAACAGACCACGAAGGAGGGAUUGUUCCAUCGUCUUAUUUUGGAAGCUCCUGCCAUCACUGAUAAUGCCAUUCAAAUUCUCAAGAAAUAUUGCAUGGACCAGGAUCGGGUGGUGAGUGGGAUCAACACGCUGCGUCAGCUGAUCCUGACACGCCCCGCCCACAGACUGAGGUUCCUAGAGGUCCUCCUUAUGUCAUGUCACCAUGACAUGCCUGAGGUCAGGGCCACUGCCAUCCACUGCAGUAAACAGCUGUAUGAGAAGGGGCAUAUCAGGCCCUACAUAGAGCAAUAUGCCAUAAAAAUGUUGAAGAAUCUCUUGCUAACAAAACCACCCACAGAAAUGCUUGGGAAAAGUAAAAAUGACCCUGCCUUGCAGUCCUGGACUGAGGACACUAUCAAGAUGUGUCUGUACCUGUAUCUCGGCCUCCUGCCCAACAAUCACAAGCUGAUUCACCAAUUGGCAAUGGUGUACACCUCAGCUGGAGCUGACAUCAAAAGAAUCAUUCUUCGAGCUCUAGAGAACCCAGUUAAAGGAAUGGGAAUGAAAUCACCCGAGCUGUUGACUCUUGUGGAGAGUUGUCCCAAGGGAGCAGAGACCCUCGUGACCAGGGUCAUUCAUAUCCUGACUGAUAAAGCCUCUCCAUCGCCUGAGUUGGUGGAACGAGUCCGAGACCUUUAUCACAAGCGAGUACCCGAUGUCCGAUUCCUGAUACCUGUACUUACAGGGCUAUCAAAGGAUGAAGUAAUACAAGCUCUACCUAAACUCAUCAAGCUGAACCCCAUUGUUGUAAAAGAGGUGUUUAACCGUCUGCUAGGUGGCCAUAGUGACGCCAACUACACAUCUCCUCUCACUCCGGUCGAUCUGUUGAUAGCACUGCACAACAUUGACCCAACCAAGUGUGACAUGAAGACCAUUAUCAAAGCCACCAACCUGUGCUUCAGUGAGAAGAAUAUUUACACCCAGGAGGUGUUGGCUGUGGUGAUGAAGACUCUGAUGGAGCAGGACCCCCUACCCACACUGUUCAUGAGGACCGUCCUACAGUCCCUGUCAAUGUAUCCCAGGCUGAUGGGCUUCAUCCUCAACAUCCUACAGAGACUCAUAUCUAAAGAGGUUUGGAAGAACAAGAAGGUAUGGGAGGGAUUUAUCCGCUGUUGUCAGAAGAUGAAGCCUCAGUCCUUCACUGUUCUACUACAGCUCAGGGCUCCCCAGCUCAAGAGUGUAUUUGAGAGUUGUCCUGACCUCAGGGAGCCCCUUCUGACACAUGUCAACUCUUUUGCUCCUAACCAGAAAGCCCACCUACCAAAGACAGUGUUAGCUGUACUGGAGAAUCCCCCCGAGGUAGCCCCUGCUCCAGCCCAGCCGACUGAGGGAACUCCCUCAACCCCCACCAUUCUCCCUGCUACACCCACAGUCCUUACACCCCCACCAACACAGGUGACCGUGGUGAAGGUCGAGGAAUCAGCCCCUGCACCAAUGGAGACUCAGACCAUACAAACGGUCCAGUCUAUACAGACAAUAGGCUCAAACUUGGUUCAGAUAAAGCAAGAGCCGCGUGAUGUUGAUGAGACAGCAGCACAGGUAUCAGAAAACAGAGACAAACAGGCCAAGUCAUCCAGCGACAGAAAAGAGACCCCCUCCAGAAGAGGCUCAAAGAGGUCAACAGAGGAUAAACCUGACACUGAAAUGGAGGAGGUGGACUCCCCAGAGAAUGCCCUGGCCAUUGCUGAGGAGGCCAUGGAUACAUCUGUUAACAUUGACUCCCAGGGAGAUCAGUCUCAAGAUUCCACAGGAGAUAGUACUUCAAAAAAAUCAAGGAGCCGGUCAAAAUCAUCAGAAUCUAGGUCAUCAGAAACUAAAUCAACUGAAGGAGAGGUCAGGCCGAGAAGAAGCACAAGAUCACGGAAAUAAAUCCCAUUAUGUUAUCAGUGCUUGUUGAAAAGAGAUUUGUUCAGUUUGUAGGCUGAUUUCAAACUUUACAUAAUAUCGGUACAUGUUAAGUGUACCGGUACAUACAAAAAUGUUUAGUAAGACAAUAAAUAUUUUGACUAUA
This is a messenger RNA of Magallana angulata, 4133 nucleotides long. RefSeq names its product symplekin-like. The transcript is spliced from 32 exons. Gene Ontology annotation, cellular component: mRNA cleavage and polyadenylation specificity factor complex. The coding region runs from base 134 to 3991 and encodes 1285 amino acids. NCBI's taxonomy places the organism in Eukaryota, Metazoa, Mollusca, Bivalvia, Ostreida, Ostreidae. The record is from RefSeq and is a predicted model, not a curated record.